AUGACUGACUCCGAUGACGACAUAAUCAUGGAAACGAAAAUUCCUGGCACAGAAAUCACGUACAAAGAUUUUUUGACGGAUCAGUUUGAGCAACGAUUCUCCAUGGAGAGAGCUCAUUUUCUACUGGCACAAGCUGUUGAAGAAAAAUCUGAUCGAAAGCGUCCAAGAACGUCAGAGGGAGAAGAAGUUUCACCAGCCAAAAAACGCUAUUAUGGGGAUUUUGUGAUUUCAGAGUCACCUUCUCUUUCGUUGGAAGAGCUCAAAAAGCGGACGCCGCGAAGAAUAAAAAAAUCGAUAAUCCAGGAAAUCGAAGAGAAUUACUACUUUGCCCUUUACGAUCCUGUCGAGUUUAUUGGAUUUUCUGAAGACCCGAUUCCAAUGAAAAAAGUUCGAAAUCUGUAUGGGCAGUUAGCCAUGAAGAAAUUGAAGGAAAUUGAAAAAGACGAGAAUGGAGUAGUGAAGGAUAUCAAGGAUUGUUGUGAUCUAAUGCUCUACAGACGAAUCAACGAUGAGUGUUGGGAGAACGUGGAGUGGAGCUACUUGAAAAUCAAAAAGCUAAAACUUCUCGUUGGCUGGGAUUAUAUAGAAAUCCGAAUUAAUGAUGUUCAUGGGACCAGAAUGAGCAUAUUCUAUGAGGAUAAUCAAGGAAAAACCCUAGUGAAACACCCCAACGGUUUGGACAAUUAUGAGGGAAAUUUUCAAGAUAAAGCCGCCUGCGACUUUCAUUUCCUUCUGGUAACCAGUGCGACGAUGGAGAGGGUGACGCUGAAAAUUGCGGAUGAACCAAAAGUUCGCGUAAAGGACCUCGAUGUUUCCAUUUACAAUACUCUCUUGGGAUUGAUGAAUGCUUACUGUAGAUCGAUUAAAGCCAGAAAGUUCUCAUUUAUGCUUACUGAACUGGGCGGGGAGCAUCGAUAUUUGAACCAAUUUGUGAAAAAAUUCGAUGGUGUCGAGUGUAUAAAAUUGAGAAGACCAAAAAGGGCUGCGAAAUAUUUCAUCAAUGACAAGGAGAUGGUAGAAUUGAAGCAAUGGAAACAAGCAAAAGAGUUGGAUAUUGGAGACAGAAUUUUGCAUGAAUGGGACAGUUAUGUUCAUUUUGAAACGGUUCGAGUGGAAUGGAUGAAUGGCAUCGACAUGUGGGAUACGCUAUUGUCAAUAUCCUCUUCUUCUCUUUCCACGGGUUCGUCAGAUUUUACCGAUUCCGCCCCAGAGCCACCUUGGGAGAAUCCGGAUUAUGAUGAAUCAGGAAGUUCGGCUUCGACUGGCUCGGCUGGCCUUGCUUGGCCGACUGGGCCGGGCAUUAGACCUAUAACAAAUCCAAAAAUGCCGUCCCCCGAGUUCCUCACCAGCGAUGAAGAACGAGAAAUCUUGCUUCAUUACGAAUAUCUAAAACAAAAUUCCGCUCGCCAAGCUCACAGUAAUCUCUGUCAAAUGAUUGAUUCCCAAGAAGUUCCCGAUCCUCCUCCAUCGCCUGAAGAAUCAGAAGUGUCAUCAGCAGGAUACGAAGGAUGUGUGGACACUCCACACUCCAGAGAAUCAUUCAGUUUUGAUCCGAACAGUGUUUACGGUCCGCGGUGGGAUUCAACACCUGGACCUUUAAAAAGGACAAAAUCAGAGGAUGAGGUCUACCCUCCGAAGAAGAAUUAUAAUGAAGCGGAUUCGGACGAUGAAACUAUGGAACAUGAUAAAGAGGAUGAGUAUGAAAAUGGGAUUGAGCUCAGAACGGUGAACCAGAAGUUCAUGUAUUUAAAGGGACAUGUGACAAGAUUUGAUGAGAAGCAAUUUAGAUACAGUAGCCGGAUGAUGAAGUCUGAAGUUAAGAAUUCUUCGAAUUCGUUAGUGAUGCUCGCCGAUAUACCAAACACUGUGAAAGUUGCAAUAACAUAUGGAAAAGUGAAACUUGAGCUUUGCCCAUUGAGAAACAUGGAUCCUCAGGACAUCGUCAAAAGAUACCAAAUGGAAUACUGGCGUGGAAACGGAGGAACAUGGCUUUGGUAUCAAGGAGACGUCAGAUUUGUCGAUAAUCGCAAAUAUCAAGAAUUGGCCGCCCGUGAUUUUAUUAGAGCUACCAGACGAGAGCUCUACAAGUUGGAAAUCGAUUUUGAGGAAUAUAACGGAUGGAAUUUGAAAAUUUAUCCAUUUACUGCAUUUUUCAAAAAACUAGAGGCCUACCCAAUGGAUCCUAUUAGCUUGUCUCACACUUUUAAAAUGAAGACGUAUGCAAAAGUGGAGAAAUCGAUGCUGAGCCAACCGAAACACUUGGAAUAUAUGAUAAGUCAUAUCAGAUGGUCGGAAAGAGUGCCAGCAGAUGUCCAUAGGGAUAUUGUGCCAAAUCCCUAUGUAAUCGAGCUCAGCGUCUGGGAUAGUUCUCAUUUGGAGACUAGGGAAUUGCCGGCUUUGUCAUUCGAAUCGAUUAUUCAACUGGAGCAAUGGAGAGAGCCGAAGCAGUUGGUUGUCAAUGAUCCACAGAUUUCAUUUUCGGGUUAUAUGAAGACACUUUUGACAUUUAACAGUGUGGAGUAUUGGGAAUUGAAACCCCGCCUCCUCAUGGCAGCUCCACAAGAAUUAACCAACGAAGAAUUGACAAAUGAGGUCAGCAAAAUCAUCAGAAAAGAGUUCAAAUCGCUUCACACGUUUCGACAAGCUCAUCGCGUUGUUUGGGACUUUAUCAGAAGACAUGACGGAUUGGAACAGAGACUUAGAAACGAAGCGCUGGCGAAAGCUGAAAGAUUAGAAUUGAGACGACAAAAAGAAGAAUACAAGCAGCGACGCCGUGAAGGAACGCUUUUUCGAAGGCCCCUGAAUCCUGACGGCUCCGAAGUGCAGCCAGAAGAAGAAGAAGAGGAGAGUGAAUCUGACGAGGAAGAAUCCAAUGAUGAUGACGUUGAAGACGAGGAAGAGGUGUCGGAGAAUGAGGAAGAGAAUGCGGAAUUUGCGGAUGAUGAUACUGUAGUCUAUACAGUAAGAUUUGUGAGAAGAAAGAUGAGAAAAUUGGCCGAGAAUGUUAUGAGAAGGGAGAACAACAGAGAGACGCGGAUUUUGAAGUUUUAUGAUAUUUACAAGGCUCGACUGGAGCUUGUGGGACUUGACGCCUUCUUGGAUUUGUUUGAGAAGACUCUGAGAGAUUAUCAUUUGACUUUGAGAGUUGUGGAAUUGAGAAUAAAGCUUUUCGGAUUCGAUCGAUCCUUGAUCCACGACACGACUUGUUUGCUAUCAGUGUUCAAGUGUCUGAAUCCAGGAGUCCUUCGAAAGUUAACAAUAGAAACGGUGAAUCACAGAGAAUUCGGAAUUCGCUGCGAUUCGAUUUCUUCGAAAUAUAUUGUCAAUGAGCCCAAUUAUCAGAACCCUGGAGAAUUUUCGCCUAUGCGGCCUGUACUGGAAACUGGGCAUUGGAGAAGACUGACUAUGCUGGAUACGAAGAAUGUCAAGAUGGUGCUUGGGUGGGAAACUUUAUUUCACUUGGCUUAUAUUGGAAUUACGAAGCUGACGAUUGGUCCGAUUUUAGACAUUAUUGCGAAAUCGAAAGCCAGAAGUGUUCACGAAUGUUCCAAUGGAGCAGUUGAGAUGUAG
This is a messenger RNA of Caenorhabditis briggsae, 3570 nucleotides long. The record is from RefSeq and is a predicted model, not a curated record. NCBI's taxonomy places the organism in Eukaryota, Metazoa, Nematoda, Chromadorea, Rhabditida, Rhabditidae. The coding region runs from base 1 to 3570 and encodes 1189 amino acids. Gene Ontology annotation, biological process: innate immune response. The transcript is spliced from 11 exons.